This is a messenger RNA of Anolis carolinensis (green anole), 7382 nucleotides long. RefSeq names its product sorting nexin 13 (gene snx13). Gene Ontology annotation, molecular function: phosphatidylinositol binding. Gene Ontology annotation, biological process: positive regulation of GTPase activity. NCBI's taxonomy places the organism in Eukaryota, Metazoa, Chordata, Lepidosauria, Squamata, Anolidae. Bases 381 to 3287 code for a protein of 968 amino acids. Gene Ontology annotation, cellular component: early endosome. The record is from RefSeq and is a predicted model, not a curated record. The transcript has 26 exons.
CUUGAAGCAGCGGCUCCGUGUGGUACUGGAUUCUCCAGCCCUUUGCUCCACACGCACGGCACGCCCCUUUCUUUCUGCGAAGACCAAACCGGGCGGGAUUAACCCGCGCCUGUUCCGUGAGGGGAGAGCCGUGUGGGCGGGGAGGGAAGAGGCCGCAGGGCUUCGAAGGCGGGGCCGGGCGGAGCGGCCUGGGCGGCGCCUCACGCAGCCUCCUCAAGAUGGCCGCCUCUCCUGACCGACCUGCGGAGGCGGCGGCGGGAGGAAGGCGCCGCUGAGGGGAAGGCAGGCUGACAGGCGGCGGCCCCCGUCUCCCUUCGCGGGCUGCGGCUUCAACGCCAUGCGGCGGGGCUAGAGCCUGAGGCUUCCACCGCGAGUUAAUAAUGUUAGCAGAGACCAGUCUUUCCAUAUGGGGAUGGGGAAGCCUUUGUGUUGUGCUUUUUCUAAUAACGUUUGGACCAUUUGCUAUAUUUUACUUCACAUUUUAUAUCCUCUGCUUUGUGGGUGGGGGUUUUGUGGUAACACUCUUAUUUGGAAAAACAAAUUCAGAGAAGUACCUCGAACUGUGUGAACACUCCUUUCUUCCUCCUACAUCAUUUGGAAUUACUAAGUGCAUAGAAGAAAUGAAACAGGAAAGCAAGCCUAUUAAGAUUGAUAGGAGGCUAACUGGUGCCUAUAUAAUCGAUGAACCUCUUCAGCAAGUUAUCCAGUUUUCUCUGCGUGACUAUGUCCAGUAUUGGUAUUAUACACUAAGUGAUGAUGAAUCUUUUCUUCUUGAAAUCAGGCAAGCUCUGCAAAAUGCACUAAUUCAGUUUUCUUCUAGAUCAAAAGAAAUAGAUUGGCAGCCAUAUUUUACUACCCGACUUGUAGAUGACUUUGCCACUCACCUUAGAGUUUUCAGGAAAGCUCAGCAAAGGAUAACUGAAAAAGAAGAACAGGAUAAAGAUGGAGCAGAAGAUCUUGUAGAUACAUUUUUUGAAGUUGAAGUUGAAAUGGAAGAGAAAAUAUGUCGUGAUCUAGUCUGCACAUCUCCCAAAGAUGAAGAAGGAUUCCUAAGGGAUCUGUGUGAAGUUUUACUGUAUUUAUUGCUACCUCCUGGAGACUUCCAGAACAAGAUCAUGAGAUAUUUUGUCAGGGAAAUCCUUUCUCAAGGAAUUCUUCUUCCAUUAAUAAAUCAGCUCAGUGAUCCUGAUUAUAUUAAUCAGUAUUUCAUAUGGAUGAUUCGUGAUUCAAUUUGCAACUAUGAGGCCUUUAUGAACAUUGUUAAAGUAAGUGACAAAAUAGGGGAGUUGGAAGCAGUAAGAGAUAAAGCCGCAGAAGAAUUGCAGUAUCUUCGAUCCUUGGAUACAGCUGGAGAUGAUAUCAACACUAUUAAAAAUCAAAUAAAUAGCUUAUUAUUUGUGAAGAAAGUAUGUGAUUCAAGAAUACUGAGGCUGCAGUCAGGAAAAGAAAUAGAUGCUGUGAAACUGGCUGCAAACUUUGGAAAACUUUGCACAGUCCCUCUGGACAUCAUUCUAGUAAAUAAUGUUGCACUACAAUUUUUUAUGGAUUACAUGCAGCAGAUGGGAGGCCAAGCACACCUUUUUUUCUGGAUGACAGUAGAAGGAUACAGGGUUACAGCGCAGAAGCAGCUGGAAGUGUUGUUCAGUCUUCAGAAAGAUGGAAUGCAUCAGACAGCACAAACCAAAGGCCUUUUAAGAACAGCUGCAGUUGGAAUUUAUGAUCAGUAUUUGUCAGAGAAGGCAUCUCCGAGAGUUAAUAUUGAUGACAAUUUAGUAGCAAAGCUGGCAGAAAAACUGAAUAAUGAAGAUCCAACACCUGAAAUCUUCGAUGAAAUUCAGAGAAAGGUAUAUGACCUGAUGCUGCGGGAUGAAAGAUUCUAUCCAUCAUUCAAACAACAUGCACUUUAUGUGCGAAUGCUUGCUGAACUAGAUAUGCUAAAGGAUCCUAGUUUCAGGGGAUCAGAUGAUGGUGAGGGGGAAUCAUUUAAUGGUUCUCCUACAGGAAGCAUUAACUUGUCAUUGGACGACCUUACAAAUGUGCCUGCUGAUGAGUCCAUACAACUGCACGCAUAUAUUUCAGAUACUGUCUAUGCUGAUUAUGACCCAUAUACUGUGGCAGGAGUUUGUAAUGACCAUGGAAAGACAUAUGCGCUAUAUGCUAUUACUGUUCGCCGUCGAACUCCAAAUGGUGAUGAAGUAUGGAAGACCUAUCGUCGCUACAGUGACUUCCAUGACUUCCACAUGAGGAUCACUGAACAAUUUGAAAAUUUAGCAAAUUUAUUGAAGCUGCCUGGUAAAAAAACAUUCAAUAACAUGGAUAGAGAUUUUUUAGAAAAAAGAAAGAAGGAUUUAAAUGCAUACUUGCAGCUUUUGCUAGCUCCUGAGGUGAUGAAAGCUUAUCCUGCUUUAGCACACUAUGCGUAUGACUUCUUAGAAAAUAAAGCGUACAGUAAAGGAAAGGGAGAUUUUGCUCGGAAGAUGGACACAUUUGUAAACCCACUGCGUAACUCUAUGAGAAAUGUUUCAAAUGCUGUCAAGUCCUUCCCCGACAGCUUGACAGAGGGAAUGACUAAAAUGUCAGACAACAUGGGCAAAAUAUCAGAAAGAUUGGGACAAGACAUAAAGCAAUCAUUUUUCAAGGAGCCUCCUUUAAUGCAGAAGACAUACGUUGAUCCUAAACACUGCCGUGUUGCAGCACACCUUGAUGAUAAUGUGGAUGACAAUGUUCCUCUCAAAAUAAUGCUGCUACUCAUGGAUGAAAUCUUUGAUUUAAAGGAGAGAAAUCAGUGGUUACGACGGAAUAUCAAAAACUUGCUCCAGCAGCUGAUCAGAGCAAUGCAUGGAUAUACGAUAAAUAAAAAAAUAGUUGAUCACGUUGAUUGGAUGACAUCUCCAGAACAGGUAGCAGAUGCGGUUAAACGGUUCAGAGAUGCCUUUUGGCCAAAUGGUAUUUUGGCAGAAACUGUUCCCCGCAGAGACAAUGCAAUACGAAUGCGAACACGAAUAGCUGGAAAAACAAAAUUACUGGGGAUAAUGCCAGAUGAGCUGAAGCAUAUCCUAGGUGCUGAGACAACAAGAAAAGGCAUUCUCCGAGUCUUUGAAAUGUUUCAACAUACUCAACUAAAUAAGCGCCUGAUAUAUGUCUUUCUGGAGGGCUUCUUGGAAACCUUAUUUCCAGUGUAUGGAUUUCCUGAUCUCUUCAAAAAACUGCAUUCACAUUCAAAACAAAUGCAGCGAUACAUGCAUAGACUACAAUCUACGCAAGCGCCUUUUUUACAGAAAAGGUGACACUCCAAACUUAUUCAUUGGUGUCUGUUUGCCCAGAACCUGGGCAGAUUCUCUGGGGCUUAUAACUCUCAUGCUGUUAUUUCUGCACCAGUCUUUUAGUGUCACAUAAUAAGAUUAUUAAUGCAUCCAUAGAAGAUGUGGUCCUUCUCAUCCUUCAUCUCUAAUGCAACCACUACCAUGAACAGGGUUCAUGUGUCUUAAAUGAUUUGGUGCAUCUUCAUGCAACAUUGAGAAGAAAACUAGCGCGCUCUGAAAAGAAUGUCUGUUUCUUCCACUCCUGAUGGGAUUUAUGAAUGCCAGCAAUGAAAACGUGCUAGACCUUGUCCACUGAGACAUAAGUAAAGCACAACUAUGGUGAUAGCAAUGGAGGAUUUGGCUGCUGUGCUUGGAACUGGGAGAUUGUGCAAUGUGAGAAUCAGGUGCGAUUUGAUUUGCAUUAUGACUGUCAAGGCUUGUAGAUCUCAAUCAGCGGGUCUGAAAAGCUUGAGCUAGCAUGAAGAAACAUUUUGUGGGAUAAAUAGCUCUGAGAACUGUUGUAAUUUCCCCCAAACUAUAUUUUCUAACUAAACAUUGAGGUAAUAUGGAUUUUGCACAUGGCAUCAUCUACCUGAAUUUUCUUUUUUUUUAAAGCUGAACUAAAUAAAUUAUCUUGGUUGAGUUUAUUUUUCACUGAGCGAGGGCAGAAGUACAGGAAAUUAAACAUGGUUUUGAAUCAGCUUGUUUAGCAGUAUUGGUUUAAUCUACACUUAUAAUCUUUGUUGUCUUCCUAUAACCUUUAAAUGAAAAGAUUAAUAAUAGCACUUAGCAAAGAGAAGGAACAGUGUUUAAAAUAUGAGGUUGCCACAUUUAUUUAUUAGGAACCUGGAGAGUGGGAGGAUGAGGGAAAGCAGCAUUUUAAAAUAAAACACUGUUGACAUUAAGAACAUUUUUUUUAAAAAAGGAUUGUAUUAUAUGCCAUUAAAAGUCCCCCUAAGACAUACUUAAGUAUAUUCAUCUCAAGCGGUAAAUAGCUAAAACAACUUGGUUUCUUGCUGAGAUGAAAGUCUUACAGACUUCGGUGAACAGUCAUAAUAUGCAAACAGUUGUGAAUUCCUGAAUGCACCAUAGUGUAUAUAUGAAAAUAAGAGACACAAUUGCAAUAUUUUUUUAAAUAAUAAUCUUUUUAUUUUUUACAUAAUGUAAAAUUUUAAUAAACCUCUUCAACACAGAAAGCCCCCCCCCCUUCCCGUCUACCCUCUUUACUUCCAAACGUGUCCAGUUGAGAAUGAAAUAAUAAUUGACCACACUUGCUUAGCCUUAAUUUAUCUUGGACUCACCAUCUCCCUUUCUGAGUUUCCUUACUCCCAUCACCAAGUGAUUAUUUAAAAAGAGAGAGAGAAAGAAAAAUUCAGAAAAUAUCUAAGAUAGAGUACACUUUUAACAUAUUUUUUCCUCAAAAGAGUUCUGAUUUUAAUUGGCAAGGUUUGGUUGUAAAUGCAGUUCCUAAAGGUCUUGCAGCUGAGGUCCUCCACUUUAGUAACUUAUAUUCAGGAGAAAUAAAUUCAAACCUAGGAAGAUCCAAGAGGGGAGUAGCCAAGAAGAGCAUCAGUUUAAGGUAGGCUUCGUCAACCUGCAGUCCUCCAGAUGUUUGGGCAACCAACUCUCAGAAGCCUUAGCCUGUUUGUUCAGUGGUCAAGAAUUGAAGUCCAAAACACCUGGAGGGCCGCAGGUUGAAGAGGUCUGGUUUAAGACAUGCUGUCUAUAGACACACACCUUGCUGCUCUUAACAUCUCACUUGGUUAACUUUCUUGCUGCAUGGUCUGCUCAGUACAAGCAUCCCCUUUUCAGCAACUUUAUUUUUCAAUGUUUCACUGUUUUGACAGAUAUAUGUUAUAGUCACUUACUGCAAUUUUGCCCCCAGUUUGCUUUUUUGACCACCUUGUCAUGCUUUUCUUUCAGUUUACUCAGCAUUAUUAUUAUUAUUAUUAUUAUUAUUAUUAUUAUUAUUAUUAUUAUUAUUAUUAUUAUUUUCCUCUGUUGCCUUAGCACCUCCUAGUAUUCAGUCUUGCAUUGGCAAGCUAAAACCCCCCCGACUGGAUUCUGCUUUUUAACUAUUUCACUUCAUUACAGCACCCUGAUCCCUAACUCUUCAAAUAAGCAGGGGAUGCCUGUUCUGAGUGUGCUCUAACUUAAUUAUUUACAUUUUCAUUACGGUAAGCAUUUGCUUCAAAGGCUACUUGUUUCAAGUAGAGAAGUAAUUCUGUUUACCAUUAUAUUUUCAGAUGACAGAUAUGAAGAAUCAAUUCCUUCCUGUUCUCCAUAUUUUUAAAUAUUGUAACAGUUAACAUAAAUGUUCUCAAAAUUUACCUUGAUUUGAUUGUCAGUCUAUGCCCUGAUGAUUACUGAAAUGAUACCAAGAGCUGACCUGUACCAUUUUGAAUUGCAAGUGGGGUCUUUAAUUAAAAGAUACAUACAAAAGUUUUUUAAAAUCCUUGCACUAAAAAACAAGGCAUGUCAGGAGAAACGUUUAUGGCUGACCUUUUCUUCAGUAUGCCAGUUUUACAUGAAGGAGUAUUCAAUUCCAAGUGCCCCCACUUGCAGUUUGAAGUCUAGACAGAUUUAGAAUUCUGUAAAAAGUAGGCAUAUAUCAUUGUUGGCCCAAUCCAGUAAUUAAACACCAAAAUCUACAUACUUUGGAUACAGAAAAUGUUUUAGUCCUAAAUACAUAUUGUAAUAAAGUCUUCUUAAGCAACUUGAAUUGAUAUAUAUAUAUAUAUAUAUAUAUAUAUAGAGAGAGAGAGAGAGAGAGAGAGAGAGAGAGAGAGAGAGAGAGAGAGAGAGAGAGAGAGAGAGAGAGAGAGAGGUUGGUUCAGUUUUUACUACCAGGAUGAUCAGUGGUCAAUCAAACAAAUAUAGUUUCUCCUAUCUUUGAGCAUCUACAUUAAUUGUUAGGAUUCUGCUCAGCUGUUGGAUUUUUGAUUCUCUAUUCCUAAAGUCUUGGUUGAAUGAAACUCGGCAAUUUCUUUCAAUGUAUCUCAAUUGCACACAGGGUUUUUGUCAUCUGUAUUUAAUUCCAGAACAUGCCUACAGACAGGAACCAUGAACUGUAUGUCUCUUCUUGAUCAGUUGUGCAUAGUUCACAUGUUGUUCAUUCACAUUUUAUCAUUUGUAGCCCCUGUAUCAUUUCUAUGGGUGGGGAUUCACUUACAGAAAGAUGGCAUCUCUCAUGAAACCAGAGCCAUUGUAGCCAGUGGUGAGAAAUGAUGGGAGUUGUAGUCUAACAUCUGGAAGGCUGUACUCUGUCCAUCCUGGUUACCAUCUUUCAAAGUGCCCCUGCCCCAAAUUGAUUGUGUAAACACAGCACACAUCGAGCUGGGGAUGUCCUGGCCUGUGAAUGCUGUGACCAACCUCUGAAAAUAAAUGUGCCAUCGUCCACCAAAAUGCACUUAGCCUUAAUUCCAAGAGAAUGAACAGUAAGGUGGAAUAUUUCAUAUGGUUCAUCCUCGAGCUUCUGCCUCUGGUGUUUGCUAUAACUAAACAGUUAAUUUUAAUUGCUACCAGAAUGUGUAACAAUUUUUAAAAGUAAAAUAUGAAUUCUACAAUCUCAGUUUUAAUUUUAGUGCAAUAUUUUCAUGUAACGCAUGUGUAUUUGAAUAACUAAAAGGAGGAGGAAGACCUUUUUAAGCUAUUGAGAUGAAAGAUGUAACCUGUCUUAACCAACAAUAUAUAUUCUGUUAUUGCUGCUGUGUUGGAUUAUCUAAGGACUUGUUUUAAAAGUCUGGUUUGUCACUCCCUGUAAACCCUACUUCUCUGUGCUCACAUGAGCAUGGUUCUUACAUUACAAGGAGCAAAAUCUAAAGAGCACAUCUUAAUAUAGUUGUGAAGUAAAUGACUUAUGCAUAUCAUUGUACAGUAUGUGUCAACUGUGUGCCUAAUGGUCCUUUCAAUAUUUCCCCCCUUUUCUUUAACAAAGAAUGAAAACCAAUUUGGAAUGCCAUGGUCUCUUUCUCUCUUUUGGAUCAGCUAAAAACUCUAGGUUUUUAUUUGGAGUUUGCUUUAUGUUGUUGAACAGAAAAGCUCAGAAAAAAAUACACUAAUAAAGUAUUAACGAGAAUA